CAACAUGCGGUUUUACGGAUCUAAAUCCUUCGGACCCCCACGCGUGGCGCUUUGCAGCGAUCCAAGAUGACUGCAUGGCCGGAAAAUCCAUAGCCGCCCGUGUUUCCAUUAAUAUGAUGACAUGCAGCACUAAACCCGGUCCGCACUACCGAUAUUUAAACCAGUACGCAUGUGUUCCUGGCGGUGUACAAGUUAUGUGAGCACGGAAUCCUACGGGCCGACUACCUUGCGAGCCUACGCAGGCACAGGAGUUGGAACUGUCUUUGGUAUAGACCAAAAACAGUCAUCAAUAAGCCUUUCGGGUCUCAAAUAAUGGAUAUAGACACCUUACUUUGGUUAUGAAAUUCUGUAGGACCCUAGCUCUGUCAGUAAUUUGUUCAAGAUAUGUCUGCCACCAACAACGUCGAGACGGCCGCGGCCAAAUCAGUGGAGAAGGAUUUCGUCCCUGCCCUCCAGAGUUUCCCGACUCUCAAGCCUGCUUUGCGAAUUAAGACCUACUUCAACCAGAAGUUCAAUUGUGGGGAUGUCUACAGCGGUUCCACCCUCGUCGCGGUACCCUUCUCCGGCGGUGUUCUCGAAUCUGUUGGCGACUUCGAACCCAAGCUGAAGCUCGCCGUCAACAGCGGCACCGACUGGUUCCGCAUCGAUGCCGACAAGACCCGCGGCCGCAUCAGCGUCAAGGCCAUUGCGAUCGACGACGAGGGUCGGUCUAUUAGUCUCGGCCUUGAAGGUAUCACGGUGAUCAACGAGGCGACCAUGCCACUGAUUCUGGGUGCGCCAGAUGCCCAGACUCCGCCGUUCGGCUAUGGCAUUCAACAUCUGAAGAUCGAGGCUGGCCAUGAGCAGUACAAGCCCCUCGAAGGUAUGCUGUUUGCCACCAGCCUGAGAUUCACCAAGGAGGAGGGCGACUUGACCGGUGUCGAGAUUCGCGCAUCCAGGAUCCUCCCGGGAUCUGGAAUGAAGUAAGGUCUUCCAUAAUAGCAGGAUGAACAUGACAUUAGAGUUUUCUGCUUCGGUCGACAAAGGCAUCAAGUUAAAACUCAAUUUAUUACUGCACUGGUUUGAAUAUCAAUAAUGCAAUGAUAAAUAUUUCUGAGCAAGACUAUUACAGACAUGUGAUUCUAUGGAUGUGGUGAGAGCCUACAGACUUGGACGUAAUGCCUAUACAUAGUCGACGCGAAUAGAUGCUUAGUGUGAGCAGAUCCUACAGCAUUUUCACUGUAGGGUUCAUGAUCACCAGACAAAAUUUACAGUGGCAACUGUCCGUUGUUUCAAUCGAGCUUCAGGAGUAAACCUCAAUCGGGGGACAACAUGGGUCUUGACCUCCAAUAUUUGGCUCAACUGCCAGUUUGAUCACAGCGCUG
Messenger RNA from Pseudomassariella vexata, 1364 nucleotides. RefSeq lists its product as uncharacterized. The transcript has 4 exons. The record is from RefSeq and is a predicted model, not a curated record. NCBI's taxonomy places the organism in Eukaryota, Fungi, Ascomycota, Sordariomycetes, Amphisphaeriales, Pseudomassariaceae. Bases 385 to 966 code for a protein of 193 amino acids.